Molecule: messenger RNA, 954 nt
Organism: Linum trigynum
Lineage: Eukaryota; Viridiplantae; Streptophyta; Magnoliopsida; Malpighiales; Linaceae
Source: the annotation of a GenBank genome assembly
CUUCAUCGACAUCUGAUGAAAGAAUGAAGAGUAUGAACAAACCCAAAGAACUAGUGAUCAGGCCAGAAGUUGUGGAGGACUUCGAACCUUGGAUGCUUGCUACAAGGAAUCGAAGGAAACCAAGACAACAGCCUCAAGAGAAAACUGGGAAGAAGGAAAAGGGGGAAAGUGAGCAGAAAAUGCAGGACCCUUCAGGGUCAAGGUUCACUGUACUUGAAGAAGACACAGAAGAGGGAACUGAGGACAAGAAUGAGCCGGAGAAGGUUGGAGGUGGGUCUACAGGAAAGGAUAUGGAGACAAAUAAUGAAAAGGGAAAGGAUGAGGAGAAUGGGAAGGAAAAUUCAAGCAAUGAGAAAGGCAAAGAGAAGCAAGCUGCAAGCCAAAAUAAAGAAGGGAGAAAGAACAAUGAUAAUACGGGGAAUGAGCAAAAUAGAAACCCCACCAGAAAUCAACUCCGGAGAGCAGUCAAACAAAAACAAAGAUGAAGACGGCUCAGGGUAAACAGGAUUGCUUUGGAUCAAAGAAAGCUACUGAUAUAAGUAGUAAGGUAAGUGGUCCCAUAUCCUCUGCUCUCAACCUAGUGGCAUCCACCAGCCUUACCACACCUCCCAAACCAAAUAUGGGGGCAGGCAAGGAGAAAUCAAAGGAUGCCAAACAAGGCCAUCAGCCAAAGAUGAAGGAGGUACAGACCAAACUGAUCAAAAGUCCAGACAAAAGCACCCUCUACCACCAAAAAAUGUGGCGUACCUCACCCGCAAAAUCAGUUUUGAUGCAAAGCAGGCUGAGGAAAAGAUGAAACCUGAAAAUGUUAACCAGGAUCUGUCGACAACUGCAAAUUGUAGCGGAGAACUGGAAGAGACGGCAAUGGCCGUCAACCUAUCCUGAUCCCAACUGUGUGUUGCCGAAAGGGAAGUCACUCUGAAUCCCUCCCAUGAUUAAAGUCUUCUCUUGGAA